AUGCAUGACCUCACAGCACUUCCGUACUCUCCCCGGCUUCCCUUCGUCGUCUCCUCUUCUUCCUUCUCUCUUUCCCCCCAACCCACGGUUUUUCUUGAAAAUGACUGCUCUGCGGUUUGUGCGAUCGGUCUGGGAGUCCUUUCGGGCUACUUCGGGAUUGGAGCCUCGCUCUGUGUGACGGCUGCUAGACCGGGAACAGUCAAUUUCGAACUGGACAUUCAGAAGGAGCAUACGAAUCGCCUGAGUAUUCUCCACGGUGGCACCAUUGCUAGCAUGGGUAUGCUGCUAUUGACCAACCCUCUUCUUCUCCUUGGCUGUAUCACUGACUAUAGUUAUGAAGUGGAUCUUGGUGGAUCAUUGGCCGUUGCCUCCCGUGGGCUGUUUGCCACGGGGGUCUCAACCGACCUUAACGUUACCUAUCUCAGCUCGGGAGGUAAAGUGGGUGAUAAGAUUCUUGCCGAGGUCAGCUGUGAUAAAUUUGGCAAAACACUUGCAUACACCUCCAUCAAAUUUCUCAACAGCAAGGGCGAGGUUGUUGCAAGAGGAAGUCACACCAAAUAUGUGGCACUUGCCUGGAAAGACCCUCAAAAUAUUGUUGAAGAGCUCGGUGGGCGUAAACAGCAAUAG
Aspergillus affinis is the source of this 627-nucleotide messenger RNA. RefSeq names its product PaaI family thioesterase. NCBI's taxonomy places the organism in Eukaryota, Fungi, Ascomycota, Eurotiomycetes, Eurotiales, Aspergillaceae. The transcript has 8 exons. The record is from RefSeq and is a predicted model, not a curated record. The coding region runs from base 1 to 627 and encodes 208 amino acids. Gene Ontology annotation, molecular function: fatty acyl-CoA hydrolase activity.